Molecule: messenger RNA, 1873 nt
Organism: Phaedon cochleariae (mustard beetle)
Lineage: Eukaryota; Metazoa; Arthropoda; Insecta; Coleoptera; Chrysomelidae
Source: the annotation of a GenBank genome assembly
UAUGGUUGCUAUUGGCAAUAUAUUCCAUAACUUGUCCAGAACCUUCACCUUGACAGCAGUCCAUUUAAAACAACUUGAAUGUUUUUUUUCUCUCACUUCCUUAUAUCUAGGUAUGGUGAGUGGUAAGGAAUUCCGGUCGAAUCUGAGAAAACCCCAACCGGGUACCAAAAAAUCAGAAGGAUGUAGGUUUGUACCGGCUUUCACAAUUCAGGCGAUGCAAAAAGGCACUUGCGUAAUACCUCCGCCGAAAUGUAAUGCUUUCAAAGAAAUUCCUCCCAAACCAUCAAAGUUCAGGAUGAAUUACAUGAGAGGAAAUCUACCUAUUGGAAGGGAGGCUAAAGGAGGCAAAGUCUCAUGGAAGGCGGACAUCAGUAAACUGGACUUUCAUUACUAUUUGCCCAUGUUCUUUGAUGGUCUGUGUGAAACCGAAAAUCCCUACAAACUGUUUGCUCAACAAGGAAUCCACGAUUUACUAGCUCAUGGUGGACAAAAAAUUUUUCCUUGCAUUCCUCAGUUGAUAAUUCCAAUCAAAGAUGCAUUGAAAACUAAGAACAAAGAAGUAAUGUGUACCACUCUGAGAGUGCUCCAGCAUUUGGUGAAAUCCGGAGAUAUGAUUGGUGAAGCAUUAGUACCAUAUUACCGACAAGUUUUGCCAGCUUUGAAUUUAUUCAAAGAAAGAAAUGUCAAUUGUGGUGAUGAAAUUGACUAUAGCCAGAUGAGGGGAGACAAUCUUGCUGAUAUUAUAAACGAAACUUUGGAAGUGUUGGAAAGAUUUGGCGGUGAAGAUGCAUUCAUUAACAUCAAAUAUCUGAUACCCACAUAUGAAUCUUGCAUGAUGAAUUGAAUAAAGUACAUAUUUUAGAGCUAAAUUUGUUGGUAACACUAAAAAUUUUGACCAGUAGAUUAAAAAAAAGGAAUGUUUUUCAGUACACAUGGUGCAUUAUAUUUUUGGAAAUAGUUCAUAGGUAUACUAAUAAAAUAACACUUCAAUGGAGAGAAUGUGAAGAAAUACAUAAUUUUGUGAUAUUGAACAAAUUAUAAUGGUUUCAGACCUACAUCAGGGCAUGUAGGACAGCUAGAAACUAAACAGAGAAUUAUUAUUUAUUUAUUUCUAUUAAAAAAAAGGGUUGAACAUCAUAUUCUGAUUGAGUUAAUAGAGAUAAACUGCAAACACUGUUGUCACACAGAAUAUGGCAUCCUGCAAUACAAAAUAAGAGAUUUUUUUUGUUAUAUAAAUAGACUUUUAAUGGAACAUAGACAUCAAAGGCACCUAAUUUUGCCAAGAAUUGUGGUGUAAACUUACGCUCAUGAAAAUUUCACUAGUGAAGCUGUCAACAUCAGAGUCCCAAACACAUCUCACUCCCGAUUUGACACCAGCUCCUUUCAUUUCACCAAUUAUCACCUGGACAAUGUGCUUGUACUUCUUCAUGUGCAGAUCUAUAGAGGAAUCUUCAAAACUGUGUUUUUGAUAGCUGAUUCAUCUCACCUUUUACCUUAUCAUUCACCUCAUUUGCUAUAGUUAUGGUCCAUUUUUUUACAUUCUCUGCAUCAUAGGACUUCCCAGUAAGCAGGCCAGAUACAACAUUACGUAUUAUUUCUUUGACUGGUAUUUCUUUGAACCUUCGAUCAGAACGUAUACUAUGAAUGCAAUUUUAGGAGGAUUUCAAACUUACUUGGCUUCUAGAGAAGGUUUGAUCAGAUAGGAAUUUAUAUCAGAUGCUUCUUUCGAAUUUUCUUUGAGUACUGCAUCAGGAUUAGUAAGUGCACUUACAUUGUCCUCCAUGAUAUAUUAGUACCAUCAAUAUUCAGAAAAGGGAAACAUUUAUUUUACAAAAACAUGAUCUUUUCAAAUGUUUGAAUACUACUAUUUUUU